CAUAAUAAGUUUUACCAAUACAAAGGCCAAUGCAUUUUUAGCUUUUGGAAAACUAGCCGUUAUAGGGUUUUUAGUUGUAUGUAGUAAAGGGGAGGGAGCCUUCUGAAUAUGGUGCCACACAGACCUGACACUUUUUCAUGUCUCCCAAUAAACUUUUCACAGAUUCCUUCAUAUUAGCUCUAUGUGCUCCACUUCACGUGCAGCUCCUCUUACUACAAAAUCUUCUUGUAGUGUGAACUCUACUGUUUAGUUUCAAAUUAGGAAGAGAAAAUAUCUUGUUCAAUUCUAGAACCCUUAGUCUCUCAGUUAGGUAAGUGGUAAUGGGAGCUAAAGAUCGAAUUUUUAGUAGUUUUGAACCAUACCCAUUUCGAGUUAACAAGUUUUUAACUCAACAAGGAGCUUGGAGAAGCAUUAUUUCUGAUAAAAACAAGGAAAAAUGGAAGAUUGAAGCUGGUUUUUCUUGUUGUUCAAAAAGGUUCUUUCUAUGUACCCAAAUUUUCUUGUUAUUUCAGCUACUAAUUUCUGGAAUUCAGCCAGCUUUAGGUCAGGAUUGGGAUGGUAUAAUUAUAACUCAAGCUGAUUUUCAAGCACUUGAAGCAUUUAAGCAAGAAUUGGUUGAUCCAAGAGGGUUCUUGAGGAGCUGGAAUGACAGUGGAUUUGGAGCUUGUUCUGGUGGUUGGCUUGGUAUUAAAUGUGCUCAAGGACAAGUCAUUGUAAUCCAGCUUCCUUGGAGAGGUUUAGGUGGUAGAAUUACUGAAAAAAUUGGCCAAUUUCAAGCUCUUAGAAAGCUCAGUCUACAUGACAAUUUCAUUGCUGGUUCAAUUCCUUCUACUUUGGGGCUCUUACCCAAUCUUAGAGGACUUCAACUCUUCAACAAUAAGUUCUCUGGUUCUAUUCCUUCUUCUCUUGGAUUUUGCCCUCUUCUUCAAACACUUGAUUUGAGUAAUAAUUCAUUGUCUGGUACAAUUUCUGCUAGUCUUUUUAAUUCAACUAAGCUUUAUAGGCUUAAUGUUAGCUAUAAUUCUUUGUCUGGCUCAAUUCCCACAAGUAUCACACAAUCUCCUUCCCUCAUUUUCCUUGACCUCAAAUAUAACAAUAUUUCAGGCUCUAUUCCAAGUGAUAUUGGGAGGCUCUCUAGGCUUACAACACUUGAUUUGUCUUUCAAUGCCAUUAAUGGAAGCUUGCCCAAAAGCUUCUCCAAUCUAUCAUCACUUGUGUUGUUGAACUUGGAAAGUAACCAACUUGAUAACCAAAUCCCAACAGCCAUAAACAAGUUGCAAAAACUGUCCAUUCUCAACUUGAGGAAUAACCAUUUUGGUGGUGAUAUUCCUGUCACUAUUGGAAACAUUUCUGCUCUUAGACAACUAGAUUUAGCUCAUAACAAUCUAAGUGGACAAAUCCCAGCUUCUCUAGGUGAUUUACCAAAUCUUAGUUCCUUCAAUGUCUCAUAUAACAUUCUGUCUGGACCUGUUCCAACCAAUCUUGCUCAGAAAUUCAACUCAAGUGCCUUUGUGGGUAAUCUUCAGUUAUGUGGGUACAGUUCUUCAACCCCAUGUCUAAUUACCCCGGCAGCUCCAGCCCCCUUAACACCAAGAAAACGGGGUCGUAAACUAAGUACUAAGGAUAUCAUUCUCAUAGCAGGAGGGGCUCUUCUCAUAAUCUUGGUUCUACUAUGUUGCAUUCUCCUAUGCUGCUUGAUUAGGAAAAGAGCAGCAGCUAAAGCAGCAAAGGAUGGUGAAGCCACUGGUAGGGCAGCGGGUGCAGCAGCUAGAGGUGAAAAGGGUAUUCCACCAACUGCUGGAGAAGUUGAAGCAGCAGGAGAUACAGGAGGAAAGCUUGUCCAUUUUGAUGGACCUAUUGUGUUCACAGCAGAUGAUCUUCUAUGUGCUACCGCCGAAAUAAUGGGGAAGAGCACUUAUGGUACAGUGUACAAGGCCACGUUAGAGGAUGGCAGUCAAGUGGCUGUGAAAAGAUUGAGAGAGAAGAUCACAAGAAGUCAAAGGGAAUUUGAGACUGAAGUCAAUAUUCUUGGAAAGAUUAGGCAUCCAAAUCUUCUGGCCCUUAGAGCAUAUUAUAUGGGUCCCAAAGGAGAGAAACUUCUUGUUUUUGACUAUAUGCCUAAAGGAAGUUUGGCUACUUUUCUUCAUGCUCGCAGCCCUGAUACACCGAUUGAUUGGGCAACAAGGAUGAGAAUAGCAAAGGGUACAGCAAGGGGCUUGCUCUUCCUUCAUACAAAUGCCAACAUCAUUCAUGGGAAUCUUACAUCAAGCAAUGUUUUACUUGAUGAAAACACAAAUGCAAAGAUUGCAGAUUAUGGUCUAUCGCGCCUCAUGACUGCUGCUGCAAAUGCAAAUGUGAUUGCAACUGCUGGAGCACUUGGCUAUCGGGCACCUGAACUUUCAAAGCUCAAAAAAGCCAACACGAAGACAGAUGUAUAUAGCCUUGGUGUUAUCAUACUGGAACUUCUAACUGGGAAGUCACCAGGAGAGGCAAUGAAUGGUGUAGAUUUGCCUCAGUGGGUUGCUUCAAUUGUGAAAGAGGAAUGGACCAAUGAAGUGUUUGAUCUAGAACUAAUGAGGGACGCGUCUGUAAUCGGUGAUGAACUACUAAAUACUCUGAAAUUGGCAUUGCACUGUGUUGAUCCUUCACCAUCAGCUCGACCAGAAGUUCAGCAAGUUCUCCAGCAAUUGGAAGAAAUUAGACCUGAAACAGCUACCAGUUCUGGCGAUGACGGUGCUGCAGCUCCCUCAGCAAGUGAUGAUUAGAUACUAGAUUUCUGAUCUAAGUAAUUUUUAGGAAGAUGUUUAGGAGUUAGAUGCCACGAUUCUUUCAUUCUUGAAUUGGGUUGGUCAAGAGAGUGAUUUUGUUUACUGUCUGUAAAUACUACCCAAGUGUGUGCUACUCCAUUUGUUUUUGUUAUUUUGAGCGGCAAUGGAAUCCUCCUAAUUUCCAUAA
Molecule: messenger RNA, 2955 nt
Organism: Nicotiana attenuata
Lineage: Eukaryota; Viridiplantae; Streptophyta; Magnoliopsida; Solanales; Solanaceae
Product: probable leucine-rich repeat receptor-like protein kinase IMK3
Exons: 2
Coding region: 321-2765 (814 amino acids)
Biological process (GO): protein phosphorylation
Molecular function (GO): protein binding; ATP binding; protein kinase activity
Source: RefSeq, a predicted model, not a curated record